Molecule: messenger RNA, 427 nt
Organism: Danaus plexippus (monarch butterfly)
Lineage: Eukaryota; Metazoa; Arthropoda; Insecta; Lepidoptera; Nymphalidae
Product: U6 snRNA-associated Sm-like protein LSm5
Exons: 1
Coding region: 101-388 (95 amino acids)
Biological process (GO): mRNA splicing, via spliceosome
Cellular component (GO): U6 snRNP; U4/U6 x U5 tri-snRNP complex; Lsm1-7-Pat1 complex
Molecular function (GO): RNA binding
Source: RefSeq, a predicted model, not a curated record
UCAAAUGUCACCACCCAGUAAUCAAAUGAUCAAUGAUCAACUUUACCCUUAUAUUCAUAAUUAAAAACUUUACUGUUAAAGAGGAAACUGGAAUAACAAUAUGACACAAGCACUUCCAAACCCUAAUACUUUGCUACCUUUAGAACUAGUAGACAAAUGUAUUGGAUCACGAAUUCAUAUAAUAAUGAAAAACGACAAAGAAAUGGUGGGAACGCUACAGGGCUUCGACGAUUUUGUAAAUAUGUUAUUAGACGAUGUAACGGAAUAUGAAUCUACACCGGAAGGAAGAAAAAUUACUAAAUUAGAUCAAAUUCUCCUUAAUGGAAACAAUAUAGCCAUGUUGGUACCAGGAGGUGAAAUGCCUGGCGAAUCUUAUGAGGGACAAUAACUAUUAAGAAAUAUAGUAAUAAUAAACGUUUUCUUUUAA